GAGAGAGAGAGAGAGAGAGAGAGAGGAGAGAGAGAGUAACAUCCUUGCUUGGAGUUGGAGAGGGUCCAAUAGUGUCCUGUUUGGAUUUGUUUAUGAUGGAAAGUUCUCUCAUCUCUAAUGAUAAUAAUAAUCAAAAAAAGAAAGGGUUAGAAAUGAUGAUUGAAAUUAAGAGUCUGUCCUUUGACUUAUGCUUCUCUCUCUAUAUAUCUCCAUAAAUACAAUCUCCUCAGAAUCAUAUCAUCUCUCUCCCUCUUGUAUUACUCUCCAAAACCCAACUCUUGUUUUUGGACAAAAAGAAAAAUAUAGUAAUUAAGCUCCUUCCUUAUUCAUCAUCUUACUUAUUAUUAUUAGCUUGGAAAAAAUUCAAAAGGGAAAGAUAUGGGGAGAGCUCCUUGUUGUGACAAGGCUAAUGUGAAGAAAGGUCCAUGGUCACCUGAGGAAGAUGCUAAGCUUAAAGAGUACAUAGACAAGUAUGGGACUGGUGGCAAUUGGAUUGCUCUCCCACAGAAAGUUGGUCUGAGAAGAUGUGGGAAGAGUUGCAGACUGAGAUGGCUUAACUAUCUUAGACCCAACAUUAAACAUGGAGAAUUCUCUGAAGAGGAAGAUAGUAUUAUCAUUAACCUCUUUGCCAACAUUGGAAGCAGAUGGUCAAUAAUAGCAGCUCAGUUGCCAGGCAGAACUGACAAUGAUAUAAAGAACUACUGGAACACAAAGCUGAAGAAGAAGCUGAUGAGCAUAAUUAAUCCAGCAACACAAGGACUACUACUUAGAAACCCUCAUCAACCUUCCACUAUCUCAUCUCUUCUUCAACAUUCAUCAUCACCAUCUUCAUCAUCAUCCUCAUCAUCACCAUCAUCACUAAUCUGUGGCCAAGCAGGGUCUUUCACCACCACCACCACCACUGGAUUUGAACAACCCAUCACAUCAUUCUCUUCAACUACUAUUCUUAACCAAGAGAGUUACCUUGGUCAAAUGCCACCACAUUACCAAGUCAACAGAGAAAGUUUUCAACGACUUAUGUUUAGUAAUGGUGGUGGUGAAGCCAGUUGCAGCUCUUCAGAUGGAAGCUGCAACAAUAAUGAACAGGCUUUUUUGCAGACCAACAAUUUUUACCAUAAUAAUAAUAAUGGGGUAAAACAAGAGAAUCAGGAAGCGAUGAUGCUCUCAAAUGGGGAUAACAACAACACCAUAACUCAUGUUAAUGGAAAUGGUGUGUGGGGUUCUUCAGAGCAGGCUCCACUAGAGUAUUUUGGCCUUGAAGAGAUUAAGCAGUUGAUUAGUAGUAGUAGUAGUAAUACUAAUAAUAUGACUACUGCUAAUAAUAAUACCAGCAGUUGCAGCAACUUUAUAUUUGAUGAAAACAAGACAACAGAGGAAAGGGUCUUGUACUACUACUGAUGCUGACUGUGGGUAAAAUCAAUCAAAAAGAUUUGGAGAAGAGUGGCAAGGGAAGGAGGGGAUAUGGUUAAAAGAUAUCAGACUUGGACUUGGUGGUUUUUUUUUUAAUUUUUGGGGUGGGGGAGGUGGUAGGGGUAGUAGGUUUGGACAUGAUAUACAUUCUGAUGAGAAAACACUUUUGUUUUUUUAAUUUUUGUUUGGACUGUACAUGGUAAAAAGUUUCCUCUCUGUGCAUUUCUUUUUGGGAAAUGAUGUUGUUUUGAGUACAGUUAACUGCCCCCUCACUCAUUCAGACAUAAAUUUCAUGGUAGUCAGAAUAUAUCCCAUCAUCUUUUUCUAUUUUAGAUCAUUUUACAUUUUAUAAGAACAAAAGCUUGGAAUUUAAAACCCAAGUGUGCAUAAUUAUCAAUGUAUUAUUUGCCUAACUA
Molecule: messenger RNA, 1826 nt
Organism: Humulus lupulus (European hop)
Lineage: Eukaryota; Viridiplantae; Streptophyta; Magnoliopsida; Rosales; Cannabaceae
Product: transcription factor RAX2
Exons: 3
Coding region: 379-1398 (339 amino acids)
Source: RefSeq, a predicted model, not a curated record